AUGUACUCCAAGGCUCUUGCUGCCAUUCCAUGGAGCUUGCUCAUCAGCAACGCUGCCGGUGAAGUUAUACAUGGCGCGGUAGUUUUUACACGCCAUGGUGAUCGAACUACCAAAUGGUACGGCGCCCAAUCUCUCACCAGUCUUGGUGCAGAGCAGAACUACCAAGUCGGAAGCGACUACCGUGACCGUUAUCUCUUGUCUGAUUCGGAACAUCGCAUCUUGGGCAUCUCUGAGACUGAAUACAAGCCCUCUCAGAUCUUCGCGAGUGCUCCUGAUCAGGGGAUUCUCAUGAACACAGCCACGGCAUUCCUUCAAGGAUUCUACCCUCCUCUUGCUGGCCUCGACCCUGAAAUUGCAUCCCAAACCCUGAACAAUGGCUCAGAAAGCCAGGCGCCUCUUGAUGGUUACCAAUAUGUCCGACUUCACACCAUUGGCGACAACUCACCUGAUACUAUCUGGAUCAAGGGCGAUGAUGCGUGCCCUAAAUAUGUAACUGCCUCAAAAUCCUUCAUGAAGAGCGAUUUAUUCGCCCAGCGUGAACAAGACACAAGGGAAUUUUAUGAGCAGUUCUACGAUAUCCUCUCUGAUGACGUGUACAACCUCAAGCCAGAUAACAUGACAUACAAAAACGCCUACAACAUCUUUGAUCUUGUCAACGUUGCCCGCAUUCACAACAGUACUUCACCAGCCCGCAAUGUGUCAGACGAGGAUCUCCUGCAACUUCGUACGCUCGCCGACUCUGCGGAACUUGGUCAGAACUGGAACGAGUCCGAUUCUGCUCGGGCCAUUGGUGCGCAGACUCUUUCUGGUGCUAUUCUUGCUCAACUGAACCAGACUGUGAGCUCCAAGGGGAACCUCAAGUUUUCUCUAUUUUCAGGUAGUUAUGAUACGUUCCUCGCCUUCUUUGGUCUCGCAGAUCUCCUCGACGAGUCUCCUGAUUUCCAUGGUCUGCCAGACUACGCAUCCACCAUGGCAUUUGAGCUCUUCACCAAAGACAACACGGACGAGUUCCCUUCAAACCCAGAGACAGACCUCCGCGUGCGCUGGCUUUUCCGCAACAGCACUUUCGGCGAGCUGGAGACAUUCCCACUCUUUGGGACCGGCGAGAACUCUCUGCCUUGGUCGAAAUUCGUGACUGAGAUCGAGAAGCGUGCUAUCACGGAUGUGGGAGACUGGUGCUCCAUGUGUGGAUCUGAUGAAGACUUUUGCGCUGCUUAUGAGAACAGUGCUACUGGUAAAAAUGAUGAGAAUGAGAGUAACGGCAAGGAUGACAGGGGCGGUAUGUCAAAUACUGUUGCAGGUGUCAUCGGUGCUAUGGUGACUCUUGGUGUUGUCGCCAUAGUGGGAGCUGCUGCGUUUGUUCUCGUCAAGAGACGCAAAGUAACUGGCCAUGCUGAUGAGAAAGGCAGUGUUCACAGUAGAAGCACUGAUGAGAAUACGGCAAAGGUCUAA
Messenger RNA from Fusarium graminearum PH-1, 1452 nucleotides. RefSeq lists its product as uncharacterized. Gene Ontology annotation, molecular function: phosphatase activity. Lineage: Eukaryota; Fungi; Ascomycota; Sordariomycetes; Hypocreales; Nectriaceae. The record is from RefSeq and is a predicted model, not a curated record. Gene Ontology annotation, biological process: dephosphorylation. The coding region runs from base 1 to 1452 and encodes 483 amino acids. The transcript has 2 exons.